GUCAGUAAUUUGAAAAGAAAUGCCAGAUCCUAUCAGUUUUUGUUAUAAGAGUAUUUAAAAAAUCUUUAAUAGGCACAACACCUAAAAUUUUCAGAAGAAAAGGGUGCAAAGUCUGCAAAAUUGUAAAUUGUAAAAAAUUAUAAAUUGUGAAAAAUCGUAUUUAGUCUUGUAAGUUUUGACCAAAAAUAACGCACAAACCUUUUAAACAUUUGUGCUUCGUGGGCAUUAUUGAUAGUUUUUUUUGUUUCUUAAAAACUUCUUUAUUUUGUUUGCGGUGACUUUUCUUUGUAACUAAAUAGAUAAAUAAUUAAAAAGAUUAAAUGUACAUUAAAGAUUAAAAGGUUCCCUAAACAAUCAUUGUAUAGAUAUCCCACGAGUUCUCCUGGGUACAACAGAAAUUACAUCCAAAAAUGAUACAGCAACUGCUUUCGCUGGUUCAAGUAAACCUCUUGGGUAUUCGUUUGGCGUCAUACAGUCUGGAAUAAUGGAGUUUAUAUCACAAGACGAGCCUUUGCAUGUGUCGGGUCUCGUUCGUGUGAGAUAUACACGUUUUCUCUUAAGCUUAUGAAGAAAUCAUUGUGCGCAAGUGUACACAUGCGUAGUCUAGCACAUAAAUGUUUAGCGGCAAAUGUUCCAGAGAAUUUGUAAUUUGUUUGCUGCGCACGCUUGCAUGUGUGUAGCCUCUUUUGGAACCCUUUUCAACAUUUAUAAGCUUGCCAACAUAUUUAUGUACAUAACAAUAAAUCACUGCUUACCUAUAUGUGUGCUUUGAAACAUGUGGUUUACAUGUUAUGAUGUUCAGUACGGUAUGCGAACGUGUCUUAGGUUCUUAAGUCUUCACGGGCUGUUCAGCCGGCCGGCAUAAAUAUCUGUUUGCCAAACUGAAAAAAUGCUUGUUUUUUUUUGUCGAAAGUCACCAAAAACAGUAAUAAAUUUGUAUUGAGUCUAAAACGGCUAUACAGACUACAGAAAAAUUUAACAGCGGCAUUGAAGAUAAACUGAGAAAUGGAAAACACCUCUCUUUGUCUAUGGACUUUAUAAAUUUCCAAUACUGUAUUUGCACACAUUGUGUGUUUUAACAUAAGCAGUUAGUUGACAUGCCGCUCAAAGCAGUCGGCCUAUUACUGGUUUUUACUGUGUAAAAUUUUGCGUAUGUUCGGUACACUCGUACUCAGCCUUAUUUUACGCUGUUUACGUACAUCCAUUAAGUAUGUAUGUAUGGAUGCGGGCAUACAUGUCUUGACCAAGGUUGGUCUCUGCAUUUUGUCUCAGUAACGUUUGAAACCUCGUGACGAUAAGUACGCUGCGCUUGUGUGACGGCACGUUUACAUCUUUUAAAUAAAAUGACUGCUUCCAGUAUCUUCGCCAAAUGCCUGUAAUUGAGUUAAAGUUAGGUUUUGUGCUUGAUACUGUUUCCAUAUUGUGAGUUCAAACCUAAUCAAUCAAAAUGCGGACCUAUUUAUAAUUACAGCCAUCGUCAUCAUUACCAUCAAGUUUUCUUCUUAACCAGUCGAAGGCUAUCCUUUAAAUAACCUUCGUUAUCUUCGCGACGUUUAUCAGUAUAAAAUCUUAUACAGAUAUGAUUCUACGAAUUAGUUGUGUCAUUGUUCAUAUCGUUAUCAUUGUUGCCGUUUUCACACUUUUAAUAACAAGCGGAUUAUCAGCAACCUUACAGCGACAGGAGCUUUCAAUAUCUGAGUGUGCUGUCAAAGUGGGCGAAUGUGAUGAGACUAAGGGUCGUCCAGUUUGCGGUACCGACGAUCAGACCUAUCCGACGCGCUGCCAUCUAUUGCGCGUCCAGUGCAGUGGUCAUCAAGUGAGCAUUAGAUAUCGAGGAUCCUGCAAAGCAUGCAAUGAAGCUCGUGAUUACGCUUUAAAGCACAGAACAAAAACACCACCAAAAUUUAUACCCCGAUGUAAAUCAGAUGGAACGUACGCUUUAAUACAAUGUUUAGCUGAUACUGGUUGCUGGUGCAGCGACAAAGAGGGAAAGCCGAUAGAGAAUACUUCGGUACGCAACGGGAAACCAAAAUGCCAUGACUACAGCAAAGCUAAUAUUAGACGUUCACCACCGCACACUACGGGAACUAGGCGCAGUACAAAGCGUAUCUGUAGUCAGACAGACCGGGCCUUGUUUAAUGGCAAUCUCUUUAAAAUAUUCCAAAGUGAAUAUAUACGUGUAUGUCAGCAAAAUGAAAAAGGGGGUUUAGGGAAGUUAAUGAAACCGUUUGCAAUGCGACACGAUAACGAAGUAACAGAUUGGAAAUUUGCCAAUUUGGAUGCAAAUGCAAACGAAAUAUUGGACAAAAAUGAGUAUCGUGAACUUAAGAAACUGGUGAAAAGGGCCGUCAAACCCAGACGAUGUGGACGUGCUUUUGGUAAAUUCUGCGAUCUUGACAAUGAUGCACGCUUGUCACGUCUGGAAUGGAAUAGUUGCUUAUCAAAAGAUAACAAUAAUCAUGCUGAUUUCGAGGACAACAGCGAAACAAAUUUUGACGAAGAUGAUGACAGCAGUCAACAACUUUACGAUGACGAAGCUGACUAUGAAGAUGACGAAGAUGAGACCGAUCACUUGGGCUAUAUUAAUGCAUUUGGUUCAUCUACGAAAUUUCCAUCUAUACAUUGUAUUUCGUUUUUGUCGUUUCUAGUUCUAAUUCCAAAAUCCCCAGAUUCCCCACUAAAAGAAACCGAAAAUGAAUCAGAUUGUUUAGCAGACCAGACAACUGCUUUGGAAGAACAAAGGCAUGGCAAUACCUUAAUAUACGUGCCAGAGUGUACAUCUGACGGUCGUUACCAACGAGUACAAUGCUACCGUUCAACACCAUAUUGUUGGUGUGUUAAUGAGGAGACCGGCAAAAAUAUACCUGGAACAUCAGUCAAAGACCGAAGACCACAAUGUGAUGCCGUUUAUACAAUAACUCGUCCUAUGAAGGGUUGCCCCGAACCAAGAAAGACAACCUUCAUUAUAGAACUUAAAGAAUACUUAAAGAAUCAUAUAAUUUCCGGCAUGAAGACUGGGAAUAUUAAUAUCAAUAAUACUAGCAUUGGCAUAUGGAACAAUGAGGAUGAACGCAUUGCUAGUCAAAGUUUUUUGGUACUAGAUAAAAAUAAAAAUAAAGCUUGGGAACGUAAAGAAUGGAAGAUAUUUCGUGAGUUGGUGACUAACACAAAGACAUUGCGAAAAUGCGGUAAAAAAAUGCCUCGGUACUGUGAUGUUAAUAGUGAUAAAAAAAUAACAUUAAAUGAGUGGUUAGCCUGCCUGCGGUCGCAAAGUUCAGAUACGUUGCAGCAUACCUCAGUUGACGAGUCAGAUUCGUCAAAACCUUUAAAACUUACCGGUUCAAAUCCUUUGGAGCAAUACCUUAAGGAGUAAAGCGCAGUAGCGGCCAAUUUGUAGGUUCGGCCUCCACACACGAUCUUCGUAAGAGAUGUAGUUAACUCAUUACAUGGACGACAAGAGAGAGUCCAAAAAGCCGCAAAAUCUUCUAUCCAAGAAACUGAUUUUUGCAUCUAAAGACUUUCGUGUUAUGUAAUAUUGUUCCAUAUAUAUUCAUACAAGUGCAUUGCUUGAAAUAUAAUAUAUAAUCUUUUUUAUAUAAAUGUAUCAAAAAUAU
Molecule: messenger RNA, 3614 nt
Organism: Glossina fuscipes
Lineage: Eukaryota; Metazoa; Arthropoda; Insecta; Diptera; Glossinidae
Gene: magu
Product: SPARC-related modular calcium-binding protein 2
Exons: 14
Coding region: 1580-3373 (597 amino acids)
Biological process (GO): extracellular matrix organization
Cellular component (GO): basement membrane
Molecular function (GO): heparin binding; calcium ion binding; extracellular matrix binding
Source: RefSeq, a predicted model, not a curated record